AUGGUCUUUGGCUUUGUAGAUCCAGACAGCGCAGAGGACGGAAGUCAUGGCGAUCCCAACGGAGAAGCUGCUCGGACGAAUAUUAUGUCUAUUACGAAUUAUCCCCACAACCUUUGGCGGCAAAGAAGGCAACCGAGGCAACAGGUUGGUCGACUCAUGGAUACUCUAUUCGAUGUAAAACCAGGCGCGUAUCGACACAGAAGCCGUGCGGGUAAAGGUCUUCAGGGUCAUGGCAAUCCCUGCCAAAAACGCAAAGCAACAACUCAGCAUGAAGCGCACUUCCGCAUUCUUCACUUGAGCAUUCUUGUACCGCUCGUUGCCUUGCUUUUGCUUGAAAGUUCGAGAGUCCAUCUGCACAAGAAGAUCCGGAAUUCAACAUCAGGGCAGUACAUAGGUUUGAUAGAAGUCCCAACUCUAACGUCCUCGCUUCACUUAACACCACAGUCCACUAAAGUCACCAAAGACGCGGUUCCAGUCGGAGCGCUGAGUAUGACAGGGGUAGAGAUCGCCGCGGGCAAACGUGUCUCAUGUCCAGAGCGAAAGUGCUUCCACUUCUCACUUCUCUAG
Blastomyces gilchristii SLH14081 is the source of this 567-nucleotide messenger RNA. RefSeq lists its product as uncharacterized. The transcript has 4 exons. The coding region runs from base 1 to 567 and encodes 188 amino acids. The record is from RefSeq and is a predicted model, not a curated record. NCBI's taxonomy places the organism in Eukaryota, Fungi, Ascomycota, Eurotiomycetes, Onygenales, Ajellomycetaceae.